Molecule: messenger RNA, 1476 nt
Organism: Schistocerca nitens (vagrant locust)
Lineage: Eukaryota; Metazoa; Arthropoda; Insecta; Orthoptera; Acrididae
Product: poly [ADP-ribose] polymerase tankyrase-1-like
Exons: 5
Coding region: 42-1376 (444 amino acids)
Biological process (GO): regulation of proteolysis; proteasome-mediated ubiquitin-dependent protein catabolic process
Cellular component (GO): cytoplasm
Molecular function (GO): ubiquitin protein ligase binding
Source: RefSeq, a predicted model, not a curated record
UCUGCUCGGCUCCACCAGCAGGUGUUUCAGAAUCGUCCGCAAUGGAAGCAGUCAAGGACAUCACGGAGACGGCGGCCGUGGACCUGGGGGACCUGCUGGACGCCGGGGACGGCGCUGUGGUGACGCUGACGGCGGGCGACACGCGGCUGUUGGCGCACAGGGCCGUCCUGGCGGACAGGAGCCCCGUGUUCGCCGCCAUGUUCGCCCACGACACCCUCGAGGCCAGCAGCGGCGCGGUGAGCAUCCCGGACGUGGGGGGCCCGGUGCUGAGGCAGCUGGUCUCCUACCUGUACACCCUGCGGGCCCCCCAGCUGCCCGGCACGGCCCCCCAGCUGCUGGCCGCAGCGGAUAAGUAUGGGGUGUCGCGGCUGAAGGCGGAGUGCGAGCGGCAGGUGGCCGCUCAGCUGACUGUCGAGACCGCGGCGGCCGCAGCCGUACUCGCAGUCCGCCACUCCUGCAGUGACCUCAGGCGAGCCGCCAUCGAAUUUAUUAAGACCUGUCCCUUCGAGGUGAUGGCCACUCAGGGGUGGGCAGAUGCCAUGCGGAAGCAGCCGGAAGACUUGAUCGAAGUGAGCCGGUUGCUGUAUGAUCCACCACCAAAAAGCAGCACACCAGCCGUCACCGCCACUACCGCCACUGCCACCGCCACCACUGAUGCCACCACCGCCACCGCCACCACCACCACUGCCAACGCACCCCGCCGGACACCUGCUGCAGCUGCACUUCCCACAUCUCCUCCACCUGGAGAAGCCACUGUCUCUCACAUGCGCCCACCAGCCGCUACACGGCUGAGGCCCGCCACCACCACCGCCGCCGCCGCCGCCGCCGCCGCCGCCGUCGCCACUGCCGCCACCACCUCCACCACCACCACCACCAACACCGCCACAGCUGCCACCACCACCACUGCCAGCACAACCCACCAGACUCCUACUGCUGCUGCUGCACCGCCCACGACUCCUGCGCCUGAUCAUGCCACUGUCUCUCACUUGCGGAGCCUCUCUGCAGAGGAGCGGGGAUGGAGGCUGGUCGAGGCGGUUAAGCAGGGGGCAGUGGGGGAGCUGAGGGCGCUGAUCGCCGCAGGGGCCGACGUGGGGGUGAGGGGCGGGUGGAGGGGGUGGACCGGCCUGCACUGGGCAGCACGCAGGGGAGACGUCGAGGCGGUGAGGCUGCUGGUGGUGGCGGGGGCUGCGGUGGACGCCAGGGAUGGCGGUGGGUGGACGCCGCUGCAUGUUGCGGCAGCCAGGGGCCACGCAGAAGUGGCGGCAGUGCUGCUCGAUGCAGGGGCCGACAGGGGGGCCACAACUGGUGGUGGGCGGACAGCGCUGGACAUCGCCAGGCAGUGCAACCACAGGCGGCUGGUGGAGAUGCUGUCAUGAGGCAGACAGUCCAGCGAACUCUGUGCAAAAAAAGCGAACUGAAACAAUUUGUAGGAGAGCAAUAUUCAUAACUUUUUAAAUAAAGAUGCAAAAAACUCAA